Molecule: messenger RNA, 2049 nt
Organism: Thyridium curvatum
Lineage: Eukaryota; Fungi; Ascomycota; Sordariomycetes; Thyridiales; Thyridiaceae
Exons: 2
Coding region: 1-2049 (682 amino acids)
Biological process (GO): glycerol-3-phosphate metabolic process
Cellular component (GO): glycerol-3-phosphate dehydrogenase (FAD) complex; mitochondrion
Molecular function (GO): glycerol-3-phosphate dehydrogenase (quinone) activity
Source: RefSeq, a predicted model, not a curated record
AUGUCGAGAUUCGCGCGCCCGGGGCUCUUCCGGCGAAUUGCCACGACUGCCGGAGCCCUGACGCUCGGCACCGGCCUCGUUCUCUACAGCUAUCGACCCAGAAAUAUCCCCGGCUACGAGCCUCCGGCCGUUCCCCCUCCCAUCUACGGCGCCGACGGCACCUUCAAGCUCCCGCGCUUCCCUCGCAUCAAACCCAGAGACGAGCAGAUCUCCGACCUCAAGAAGAGCAACUCGGGCAACAAGGACGAUGAAUAUGAUAUGCUGGUCAUUGGCGGCGGCGCCACGGGUGCUGGAGUCGCACUGGACGCCGCCACCCGGGGCCUGAAGGUCGCCGUCGUCGAGCGCGACGACUUUAGCUGCGGCACCAGCAGCAAGAGCACAAAGCUCGUCCACGGCGGAGUGCGCUACCUCGAGAAGGCAGUGUGGAAUCUGGAUUAUGCCCAGUACGAGCUGGUCCGGGAGGCUCUCAAGGAGCGCAAAUACUUCCUGCAGACGGCGCCACAUCUCAGCAUGUGGCUGCCCAUCAUGCUGCCCCUCGACAAGUGGUGGAAGGCGCCCUACUACUGGGCAGGCACCAAGUUUUACGAUUUCCUCGCCGGAAGCGAGGGCAUCGAGAGCUCCUAUUUCCUGACCAAGAGCAAGGCGAUCGACGCCUUCCCCAUGCUCAAGCAGACCGACCUCGUAGGCGCCCUCGUCUACUACGACGGCGCGCACAACGACUCCCGCAUGAACGUCUCCAUCGCCAUGACGGCCGCUCUGUACGGAGCUACCGUGGUCAACCACAUGGAGGUGACCGGCCUCGAGAAGGAUGCGGAUGGGAGACUGUGUGGCGCCCAGCUCAAGGACAAGAUCCCCGAGCGGGACGGCACAAAGGCCGACGAUAUCAAGAUCAAGGCCAAGUGCAUCAUCAACUGUACCGGCCCCUUCACCGACGGCAUCCGCAAGAUGGACGACCCUGAGUGCAAGGACAUUGUCGCGCCCGCGUCUGGUGUCCACGUCAUCCUCCCUGGGUACUACAGCCCCGGUAAGAUGGGUCUCAUCGACCCUUCAACCUCUGACGGCCGAGUCAUCUUCUUCCUGCCCUGGCAGGGCAACACCAUCGCUGGCACCACCGACGAGCCGGCCACCAUCUCCAAGAACCCCCUUCCCGACGAGAAGUCCAUCCAGUGGAUCCUCAAUGAGAUCAGCCACUACCUCUCGCCCGAUAUCAACGUCCGACGCGGCGACGUGCUCUCGGCCUGGUCUGGCCUCCGGCCUCUGGUCUCCGACCCCAAGGCCAAGAACACCGAGUCGCUCGUCAGGAAUCAUCUCGUUGAUAUCUCGAGCUCCGGUCUGGUGACAUGCGCGGGCGGUAAAUGGACGACAUAUAGGCAGAUGGCCGAAGAGUGUGUCGAUGCCGCCGUCAAGGAGUUUGGUCUCCAGCCGAGACCGAUGCCCAACGUGCCGCGCGUCAGCGGAACUGAUGUGGUCGACGACGGUGCCAUUCUCGACGGCUCUUGCCAGACGCAUCGCGUGCGGCUCAUCGGUGCCCAUGGCUUCAGCAGGACCCUCUUUAUCCACCUGAUCCAGCAUUUUGGUAUCGAGACCGAGGUUGCCAAGCACCUGACCGAGAGCUACGGCGACCGCGCGUGGACCGUGGCCGCCAUGUGCCAACCUACUGACAAGCGCUUCCCUGCUAGGGGUGAGCGCAUUUCUCAGUUGUAUCCCUUUGUCGAUGGCGAGGUCCGCUACGCUGUCCGGAACGAGUAUGCACAGACGGCCGCCGAUGUUCUAGCCCGGAGAACACGGCUGGCAUUCCUGAACGCCCAGGCUACUCUAGAAGCGCUCCCCAAGAUCAUAGACAUCAUGGCCCAGGAGUUGAAGUGGGACAGGAAGCGCCAAGAGCUCGAGUGGAAAGAGACUGUUGCCUUCCUCGAAUCCAUGGGCCUGCCACAGCCAAUGCUGACGGCAACGAGGAAACAGGUCGAGCAGGGGAAGCUCGACUUUUCAACAUCACUAGAAUACAAGAUGUACUCUAGACACGACAAGCCUAUCGAGGAGGAGUGCUAG